Molecule: messenger RNA, 1749 nt
Organism: Trichophyton verrucosum HKI 0517
Lineage: Eukaryota; Fungi; Ascomycota; Eurotiomycetes; Onygenales; Arthrodermataceae
Exons: 6
Coding region: 1-1749 (582 amino acids)
Biological process (GO): signal transduction; endocytosis; peptidyl-serine phosphorylation
Cellular component (GO): nucleus; cytoplasm
Molecular function (GO): ATP binding; protein serine/threonine kinase activity
Source: RefSeq, a predicted model, not a curated record
AUGUCGUCGAGUUCGUCAAACGUCGUCGGUGUGCAUUACCGGGUCGGGAAGAAGAUCGGUGAAGGCUCCUUUGGCGUCAUCUUCGAAGGCACAAACCUCCUCAACAACCAGCAGGUCGCCAUCAAGUUUGAACCCCGGAAGAGUGAUGCCCCACAGCUUAGAGAUGAGUACCGGACAUACAAGAUACUCGUUGGAUGCCCCGGUAUCCCCAAUGUCUACUACUUUGGCCAGGAAGGUCUACACAACAUCCUUGUCAUUGACCUGCUUGGACCCAGCUUGGAAGACCUCUUCGAUCACUGUAACCGCAGAUUCUCCAUCAAGACAGUCGUCAUGGUUGCAAAGCAGAUGCUGUCGCGAGUACAAACUAUACAUGAGAAAAACCUCAUCUACCGUGAUAUCAAACCUGACAACUUUCUAAUUGGCCGGCCGAACUCAAAGGCCAGCAAUGUCAUACAUGUCGUUGACUUCGGCAUGGCUAAACAGUACCGAGAUCCCAAGACCAAACAGCACAUCCCCUACCGAGAGAGAAAGUCCCUAUCAGGUACUGCUCGGUACAUGAGUAUCAACACCCACUUGGGCAGAGAGCAGUCACGUCGUGACGAUCUCGAAGCCCUCGGCCAUGUGUUCAUGUAUUUCCUACGUGGUGGUCUACCAUGGCAGGGACUCAAGGCUGCUACUAACAAGCAGAAGUACGAAAAGAUCGGAGAGAAGAAACAGACCACCGUCAUCAAGGAUCUUUGCGAAGGCUUCCCUGAGGAGUUCACCAAAUACCUCACGUACGUCCGAAACCUCGGGUUCGAGGACACACCCGAUUACGAUUAUCUACGUGACCUUUUCACCCAGGCUCUCAAGAAUACGGGAGAUGUAGAGGAUGGAGAGUACGACUGGAUGAAGCUUAAUGGAGGCAAGGGUUGGGAGGCGGCAAAGCCAUACUCAUCUCACCACCACCUGCACGGCGCCAAUGCUCUGCCUAACAGCUCUGCCCGUGACCUCCAUGGUUCUGCAGCCCCCCGAGCAUCCCAUCGGCCUGGUGUCACCGCUGACCGUUUAAACGCCGCGCAGCCCCCGCCCCCUUCUCCUGCAAAAGCCGGAGUUGGGAAAGCGCGAGAGCGGCCAAACGCCUCAGGCGUGCCGCAAGUCAAACGUCAAAACGGAGUGGCGGGGGGACUCGAGGCUACGACGCCUACAGCUUCGACACAAGCUCAAUUCCAAAACUCUAACGUACAUCUUCCCGGAAAUCGAGUCAACACCCCAGGGAACCAGGCCAUGACGAGUCAGGCACAACAACCGCGAAGGGCUCCAGAACCAGAGCCUACGUUUAUGCAGAAGAUAAUGAAGGCGUUGUGUUGUGCUAAGAUGAUGCGCUUGUCAAGGUUGAUCGCGGGGAUGCAUUCUCUCUCAUGCACCACUCAGCACCUCUAUAUUUCCUUCAACCUCUCUGACCUCUUUUUUUUUGGACCGAUGCGAACGACCUGGUCUUUACUUCUCUCUGCCAUUCUCGGCCCAGGGAAAGUUCUCGUUACAACUAACCAUGGGUAUCUCGGGCCUUCUUCUCCACUCCAAUCCGUUUUAUACCGGGUACAGCUGAUUCUUUUGCUGCUGCGAUGCUCGCCUUCCGAUCGUUACCUGUUCCUGCCAUGGUGCCUGCACUCUCUUACCACCACUCGACAACUAUUUCUAAUUUUAUAUGCCGUCCCUCCAUAUCCCGCCUGGCUCUCUCUCUCUCACACAUACACAUGCUCCUCUUGA